This is a messenger RNA of Penicillium hordei, 549 nucleotides long. RefSeq lists its product as uncharacterized. NCBI's taxonomy places the organism in Eukaryota, Fungi, Ascomycota, Eurotiomycetes, Eurotiales, Aspergillaceae. The coding region runs from base 1 to 549 and encodes 182 amino acids. The transcript has a single exon. The record is from RefSeq and is a predicted model, not a curated record.
AUGGCGUGGCCAACACGCAACCACAACUCAACUAUCUCGGAGGCCGCGUUUCAAUGGCCCGAUGCCGAAUUGGAGAAUUGGAGAACCGAACGUCUCAAACAGCCCGAGACUCUUUUCAUGUCCCCGUCGCCUGAUCCAUCCACCACUGCAAGAACACCUACUACUCGACCUCUUUCAUACAACUAUCAGUUCCAGCUCCCCUCCACACAAUUCCCCUCCACGCCGGUUGCAAUUGGGGCAAUGCUGUCCCCCACUCCUUCGUCGUCAUACCUAGACCCAAGCACCAUUAAGCGGUCCAUCAACAAUCACAGCCCAAGAUCCGUUCCAAUCCAAGCAACCCACACCGUCCCCUCCCCAGCAAGCCUCUACGACGCUAGAUGUCCCAGUCCCUGGGAUGAUCUCCCAGUCUCGACUCCCAUAAUAAAAGAGACAGUUCAGCUGAAUGAGGCGAACAAUGGACAUAGCCAGGGCAAAAUGCCAUGUCGUUCUCGUCAACGUGGAGGCAAAAGAAAGUGCGUAUUUUCUUCUUUUCCUCUUAAGAAAAUGUAA